GCUAGUUUCACGCUGCUAAGAAUAGUGUUAGCUGGUGCAGUGCAGAUCCUCGUAGUAGGCCAACUAUCUAUAGCUAAGGCAACGUUAGCUAUUUAUCUAUCAAUAAGUAACUUUGCACAACAUAAAUCACUGACAAUAUUGACCUGUGGUAGUUCAGUUUAUUGAGUAGGCUGUUGUUGUAAGACAAAAAGGUUGUAAAAAAGGCAAUGUAACGUUACCUUCGCACAAAUAUUUGAAUGCUACAGAAAGAAACCUUGAGAUGAAGAUAACCCCUGGCUUGACAGGUGCUUGUGUGGAAGCUGUGUUCGCAUUUCCAUAGAGAGAGCAAAUGUAGAAUGCUGCCGGUAAUAAAAAGUUUGCACACCGCUUGCACAGCCUGAACCUCGGAACUUGGCGAACACUUCUGCAAUCUGCUUGCUCUAUGGGAGGGGCAGGUGUGUGCAAAGAGAGCCCCCAUUAGAGCGUAUGCUGCUGCUGAGGGCCUGUGGGAGCUGCUAGCAUGCAGUGCUGGCCUCCACUCAGUAGGGGGCGCCACAGCUGCUGAGAAACGAGCCGGACGGAAGAGCCUGUGGAGGGGGCCCCAGGGGCGGGGGAGGGGCCAGGCAUGGACGACUUCACCACACGCACCUACGGCACCAGCGGCCUGGACAACAGGCCUCUGUUCGGAGAGACCUCCGCCAGGGAUAGAAUCAUCAAUUUAGUCGUUGGCGUGCUUACGACCCUACUUGUGUUGAUCACGGUCAUCAGCUCCUUCGUGGUUCCCCUGCCCCCCAAGCCCAUCAACAUCUUCUGUGCAGUGUGUGUUCUGCUGCUGUGUGGCUCCGUCCUGGUGCUGAUCUUCUGGUACCGGCAGGGGGACCUGGAGCCAAAGUUCCGUAAGCUGAUCUACUACAUGCUGAUCUCCAUCGCCCUGCUGUGCGUCUGUGCCAACCUCUACUUCCACGACGUGGGCCGAGGCCAACCCGCGUCUGCCUUAUGAACCUCGCCCCCACCUCCGUGGAGCCCUGCUGCACGGGGAUUGGUCCGCUGUGCCCGACAGAAUCCACCCCUUACUCCAAACAAGGACUCUAGUGGGAUCUAGAACUUGGGUCCAAAACAAAAAGGUUCUAUGUGGUGUUAAAGAGGCCAGUUAGCCUUUUGGCGUUCUUUCUGAAAGACUUUUUUUAUACCCAUUUAAGAACUCUGCACAUUAGCUAAUUAUGCAAAUGAAGAAUAGGCUGUAGCACUGUGGGAGGCGUGCAGCUGCUUGUAGACCAAAUGCCAAGUCAACUGACCGCCACAAUAGUCCAUUUAAAAGCCAUGUCCAUUAUGUCAGCGUACAUGUUUUAUAUUCACAUUUGGAAAAAAUGAAGGUUUAUGCAAAUGUACAUUCCAAACUGAGAUUAGUUUGACUGCCUGUUUUUCGUAUGUCUGUUUGUUUUUAAUGAACUUAGACAUUCCCGUAAAGCACUUGUUGGGUGGUGUUAAACCGCCGCACACAAAACACCACCGAUUGUUCUACCACAACCACAUCAGAAGUCUUACUAAGGGGAGGCUUGGCGAUGAUUGUCUUUUCAGACAUUGAAAAUGUAAUUUUCUUUUCUGUAAUAAAUGGAAAAGUGACACCUUC
Alosa sapidissima (American shad) is the source of this 1609-nucleotide messenger RNA. RefSeq names its product transmembrane protein 243, mitochondrial b (gene tmem243b). The record is from RefSeq and is a predicted model, not a curated record. Bases 605 to 979 code for a protein of 124 amino acids. The transcript is spliced from 8 exons. NCBI's taxonomy places the organism in Eukaryota, Metazoa, Chordata, Actinopteri, Clupeiformes, Clupeidae.